Messenger RNA from Triticum turgidum subsp. durum (durum wheat), 1359 nucleotides. The record is from the annotation of a GenBank genome assembly. NCBI's taxonomy places the organism in Eukaryota, Viridiplantae, Streptophyta, Magnoliopsida, Poales, Poaceae.
AUGGAUCUUUCUAGGCUCGUCGCCGUGGCCGUGCUCCUCGGCGCCUUGCGGCCGCUCCGGAGCUACUGCGCCGGCGACGUCAAGAGCCUGCACCCGGUCGUGCUCGUGCCGGGGUACGGCUCCAACCUGCUCGAGGCGCAGCUGACGGCGGCGUACGACCCGCCGGCGCCCGGCUGCGGCGCGCGUAAGGGGAAGGGGUGGUUCCGGCUGUGGCCGAUCAACCAGACGGCGAUGCAGGACCCCCGCCAGGUCCCGUGCUUCGUGGACCAGAUGAGCCUCGUCUACGACGCCGUCGCCGACGACUACGGCAACGUCGCCGGCGUCGUGACCCGGGUCCCGUUCUUCGGCUCCACGCGCGGCUUAAUUGGGUGGGACCCGCUGCUGCGGGAGCUGGAGGCCGCGGGCUACCGCGACGGCGAGAGCCUCUUCGCCGUGCCGUACGACUUCCGCUACUCCGUCGCGCCGCGCGGCCACCCGUCCGCGGAGGGCGCCUGCAACUUCGACGAGUUCACGCGCCUCGUCGAAAGGGCGAGCUCGCUCAACCAGGGACGUCCGGUCGUCGUCGUCGCGCACAGCUUCGGCUGCGCGCUCGCGUACCAGUUCCUCCUCGGCCGCCCGCUCGCCUGGCGCCGGCGCUUCGUCAAGCGCGUCGUCCUCGUCGCCUCCGCGCUCGGCGGCUUCUCGGAGGGGAUGAACGACCUGGCCGCCGGCACGGACUACGGCCUGCCGAACGUCGCGCGGCCGUCGAGGGUCCGGCUGGCGCGGAGCCAGCAGAGCGCGCUCUGGCGCCUGCCCACGCCGACGGUGUUCGGGGACCGGCCGCUGGUGGUGACCAAGAACGUGACGUACACUGCACACAAUAUUGCUGAGUUCUUCGAGGCCGUCGGCUUCCCGGAAGGGGUCCGGCCGUACGUGACGCGGGUGCUGCCAGCAUGGGAGGCGCUCCCGGCGCCGAUGGUGCCGGUGACCAGCGUCAUCGGGGUCGGCGUCAGCACGCCGGAGACGUUCGUGUACGGGGAAGACGGCUUCACGGGGAACCCGGAGGUGGUGUACGGCGACGGCGAUGGCGACAUAAACAUGGUGAGUCUGGUGGCCAUCGAGAAGGAGUGGUCUAGCGUGGAAGGCCAGGUUCUGAAGGUGGUCAGGUUGCCUGGUUUUCGUCACGAUGGCUUCUUCAACGUUUGUUUCGCUCUGAAAAAAGUGGUUGCUGAAAUACUCGAGGCUGGUGGAACUAUAGAACUCCAUCAGAAGAUUGGCCGAGUGCAGAUCGAUGCAGGUUCCGUCAGGACGGAAGAUAGACGUAUAGUGCACGAAGGCCUUUAUAAUGCUUUGAGUAAUGCGUUUUUAGAGGUGCUCUGA